Messenger RNA from Theileria orientalis strain Shintoku, 4032 nucleotides. RefSeq lists its product as hypothetical. The transcript is spliced from 2 exons. Bases 1 to 4032 code for a protein of 1343 amino acids. The record is from RefSeq and is a predicted model, not a curated record. NCBI's taxonomy places the organism in Eukaryota, Apicomplexa, Aconoidasida, Piroplasmida, Theileriidae.
AUGCGAAAUGUUUGGAUUAUCGCAUCAGUUGUCGUUGCAAUUGCUAUUUGUUUAUCUAUCGGCUUGACUGUUGGAUUCCUGCUCAAGAAAAGGAAGGGUACAGGUGGUACAGUCGCUAAUGUUAGUAUUUCGCCUGUACGCUUAGCAAACGAUGCCGACUUGAAAGUCAAGGAUACUAGCGAUGACAUUAUUAAGAUUGACUUUUUAAAAAGAGAAAACUACUCCGUAGGUGGAAAUAAUGCCAGUGUCAACAGUUUUAAUCACGAUUUUCCCACGGCUAAACUCACUGGUUGGACUCACACCUUUCAACUCCCUCUCAGGAUACGGAAAUUUAUUGUUGGAUCCAUUGAGGUUGCCGUUUCGAAAAUUACUCCCAUUUCUGGUUUCACUGUGUUCAAUAAUCAAGAUGCAGGUGAUUUUGUAACAAUUUGGCAUGAUGGCGACUUUCAUCACUACUCUAAAUCAGGUGAACUUAUUUCAGUUGGAGCCUUUCCAUUUGCCAAUGGAGAUGAAUCAAUCCAUCCAAGGAGUCUAAAAAUACCAUCAAGAAUUUCUGAAGAUGACCAUUUAAACGUUUCAACCACUGAUGGUAUUGACAACGAACGUAAUUUGGAAGAUAUAGGUGUAUUAAUUGAGUCAGAAGAACCAAUUGUAGAAAAAACUGGGUGGGCUCGAGAUGAUUUGGAUUUAGAUUACAUUUUUACUUUUGUUAACGUUCUUCCAGAAAUGAAUCUUGGCAAUAAGGAUUUAGUAUUUGAUUUUUCCGUUAUCACUCUUGCUACUGAGGAUACUCCAUUCAAGAUUUUACAGGGUGAUGAUGAAAUGGUUAUUAAGAAGCGUAGGAUUGAUGAUGUUUUUAAGAAGUACAGUUGUACUCUUACUAAUGAAAGGUCUUUUAGACCACAGAUUAGGUAUUUACUUUCCAAUUUCCAGCUUGAAGUUGAAGACAUUUCCGAAUUUGAGCUCUAUGUUGGUGAAUUCGAUGAGCCUUUGUUGAUGAGAAUGAAAGAUUCGUCCGGAUUUAAGACCUUUGUGCAUAGAGGGCGCAACAAAUGGGAAACUCCUUAUAUUCCAUACUUGGAUAUAAACGUUCUCGAUAAACACUAUCUUUUGUUAAGGGGUGAUAUCACAACGAUUGAUUUUUCUAAAAAAUCCGGGCAUUACGAAUUUGGUAAAUACAAAAUAAAAGUAACUGAACCUGACUCAAGUGAUAGAGUAGUACAAGAAGGUUUUAAAGCAUAUAUUCACACGAUUUACUAUAAUUCAGAAUACAACAGCGACUUCGCCAGUGUGAAGGUUCACAGGUUUAAAUAUGACAACGUUGGUCUUUCAGGUUUUAUACGUUACCACUCAAUUCGUAAGGUUUACGUGUUCUUUUGGGAACACGAUUUAACAAAACCCGUUUAUAUUAGGGCUUGUGCAGAUCAUGGUUUCGCAAACUACUUUGGUUAUCCUGAUUACAUUAUGCAAACCGAUGUUUCUAUGUUCCCUUAUUUCUUAACCCUUACUAAUUUUGAAGUGAAUAAUGCUGUAGUUAUCAACCUAGCAAGACACGAAUCAUAUGAUUUUGAGGGUGGCAUUUCAGCUCAUUUAACGAGAAACCUAAUAACAGUCAAGUCUUACGAAAAUUCUCCUAUGCAGCAUUUCAGUAGAUACGUUCAUACCCUUACCGUCCGUGAUACCAAUAAACCAUUUAGCGUUCUACGUUUCGUCAACGAGAUUAACCUGAAUGUUGAUCCAACCAAAGUUUCGUCCGUGGAAGCCUAUUACCACAAUAAACAUCUAAAGAAGCCGCUUUUGUUCAUUAUGAAUGGUUCAAGCAAGCAGACCUUCUAUAAGCUCGAGAAUGAUAAUUUUGUCUUGAUCGAUAGACUCAUCGUCAGUCUUGAAAUAACCUUAAAAUACUUGGCAUAUUAUAAUUACAAUUAUGUCACAAUUGAUGUUUCAAAACAAUCCACUUAUCAUUACACGGGAGCCCAAAUUCCAUCCUCUAUGCCCGAUUCCAGUAUGUUAGUAUCUGUGGUUAAGGAAGAAAUAAGCGAAUUCAUCAAGUAUUCUCACAUCAUUAAGGUGAACAACAACCCAUUGAAAUUCAAAUUAAUGGCUCUGGACGGUGUUGAUAUUAGUUUAGAUGCUCCCGAGGUCACGAGUGUGGACGUCUACUUCUUUAAUGAACACAAGGAUAUUCCUAUAGCACUCGUUCUUAAAGGAACUACCGAUGUCGUUUACGUUAAGAAAGACCAAUUCGUUAGGAAAACCGUCGGAAACUUGGAUCAAUCAUUGGAAACUUUGAGAAGACUGACUCAAUUCAAUCUGGGCAUUGUGUACUUGAGAUUGGACCUAAAGUCCAAUUACUACAACUCUCACGACGAUGGAUUUAACAUAGAAGUCUCUCGUGGUGACAAAAGGCAGGACGGAUUUGCUCACUACGUUCACACGUUCCCAAGUCACAAGGAGGUGAGAUUCCUCAAUGGGAACGAGUGCUUUCAUCCCAAGGUAGAGGCAGGUCAAUACGAAAAGGCAGACGUUUUUUUCGAAAACAACUUCCCUUCUAUUGUAACUCUGACUGACACCAAGGGAGCUUGUUGCCAUUUUAUUUUCCAAAACGACGGUUAUAAAAAGGCAAAGGCUGAAAGUGUAGAUUCUAAACUUUCCCCAGGAGGCAAAACACCAACCCAACCUCAAGCCGCAACCCAAGAAAAAGAACAAUCGCAAACGCCGCUGUUAAAACCAGCUUCAAAGCCAAUUGAAGAACAAACGCCAAAACAAGAAGAGCCAUCACACACACCGCUGUUAAAACCAUCCAUUAAGCCAAUUGAAGAACAAACGCCAAAACAAGAAGAGCAAUCACACACAACAUUGCUGAAACCAUCUCUAGCGUCGACUCCUCAGGUUUCACCACUCCCGCAGGUAACACCUCCGCCAGUUCCUGAGUCACCGGUUUCACAGUCGAUAACGCCUCCGCAAACCGAAUCACAUACACCGUUCCCAAAACCAUCUCCAGCGCCGACGCCUCCGGUAUCACCACUGCCGCAGGUAACACCUCCGCCACUUCCUGAGUCUCCGGUUUCACAGUCGAUAACGCCUCCGCAAACCGAAACACACACAACGUUACUUCUGAAACCAGUGUUAAAGCCAAUUCAGGAUCAAACCCCAAAACAAGAAGAAACACACACAACGUUACUUCUGAAACCAGCGUUAAAGCCAAUUCAGGAUCAAACGCCAAAACAAGAAGAAACUCACACAACGUUACUUCUGAAACCAGUGUUAAAGCCAAUUCAGGAUCAAACCCCAAAACAAGAAGAAACACACACAACGUUACUUCUGAAACCAGCGUUAAAGCCAAUUGAAGAUCAAACGCCAAAACAAGAAGAGCCAUCACACACACCGCUGUUAAAACCAUCCAUUAAGCCAAUUGAAGAACAAACGCCAAAACAAGAAGAGCAAUCACACACAACAUUGCUGAAACCAUCUCUAGCGUCGACUCCUCAGGUUUCACCACUCCCGCAGGUAACACCUCCGCCAGUUCCUGAGUCACCGGUUUCACAGUCGAUAACGCCUCCGCAAACCGAAUCACAUACACCGUUCCCAAAACCAUCUCCAGCGCCGACGCCUCCGGUAUCACCACUGCCGCAGGUAACACCUCCGCCAGUUCCUGUUUCGCCGGCUUCACAGCCACAGUCGUCGACUCCAUCGCAACCUGAAUCGCAAACAUCACUGUUAAGACCGUCUUUAUCGACUAAACAUGAGCAAAUACAAUCGCAUACACCUCCACCGCUGCCGAAAGCCCCUCCGUCACUAGAUCAUACGCAAGAACAAACGCAAUCGCAGACACAAUUGAUUAAACUAUCGCAACCGCAGGUGGACACUCAAUCGCAAACUAAAUUGAUUAAACCAUCGCAGCCGCAAGCGGAAACACCAGCACUAUCGCAUACUAAAUUGAUUAAACCAUCGCAGCCGCAAGCGGAAUCACAAUCGCAUACACCUCCACCAGUGCCAAAACUUCCUGGUGAAUCUAAUGACAGUGACUGA